AUGGAAGAGAAUAGCAAUUCAAGUGUUUUCGUGGCCUCCUUAUCAAAAGAUGUAAAGAGUUGGAAAUAUCGUAACAACCAUUCCAAGUUUAUCACCUCAACUCCAAUUAAUUGUCAAAAUCAUCGGAAUAUUUCAUCCGUAAAGCAGGAAUCGAGGAUCUCGUUUUCAAUAAAUGAACGCCUAACAAAUUUAUUAAAUAAAAUUCUUCCCUUAAAAAAGAAAUGGAGCACAAAUUUCCAUCAGUCAUGUAUUGCUUUCACAAAUCUGGCUUCAAAUAUUUGUAAAAUCCUAUCAGGUUCAUCAUCCUUUGAGAAUCAUGAUGAUUUUGUCACUUAUGGAUUGUGUAAUCUAUAUUUAAAUGAUAAUUUAGAACAAAUGACAAAACUUCGUGAUGGUCAAAUUUUGGAAACCUAUUAUGAUAAACUAAAUGAAUGUAUAAAAAUUAUGGAAGAUUGUGGCGUACAGCUAAAGUCUAUGCUAGAUCAAUUGAAUGCUUUGAGAAAUCUAAGUCAAAAUGAAUCAAUUUACCAUCAGUAUGCCACAUGCCAGUCGACAUUAGACUCAUCCGUCAAGAUAAAAAGUGGUUCUACACUAGAUGGUAACAGUUUGUCUACUUUAAAUUCUACUCGCUCAUAUCUAUCAACAUCAUUAAAACAACAAACACAACAACGAAAUUUAAGUGGAACUUACUUAUACAAAGUAUUAAACAUUGAAAUAAAUGGACUAAUCAACCAAAUUGAACGUGAUUCAAGCAUUCGGAAAUAUUUAGUGAAAAUUAUAUUACCUAGCACUUCACAUUACUUUCAAGUGAAUACUACUGUUCAGGAUAAUUAUAAUGUUGUCCUAUUAAAAUUUGUGUCAAUUUGGCGUCAUUUUGGACAAUAUGUUUCAUGGUUUACUGUUAUAUCAAUGUCUGAGCAUAUUUUGAAAACUCUCAAAAAUACAGACUGA
Molecule: messenger RNA, 951 nt
Organism: Schistosoma intercalatum
Lineage: Eukaryota; Metazoa; Platyhelminthes; Trematoda; Strigeidida; Schistosomatidae
Source: the annotation of a GenBank genome assembly